Staurois parvus is the source of this 474-nucleotide messenger RNA. Lineage: Eukaryota; Metazoa; Chordata; Amphibia; Anura; Ranidae. The record is from the annotation of a GenBank genome assembly.
AUGGGCCCCUGUACCGCCUCCUCAUGCUGCUGCCAGGCCCGUAAUCUGCCAUGGGCCCCCGUACCGACUCCUCAUGCUGCUGCCAGGCCCGUAAUCUGUCAUGGGCCCCUGUACCGCCUCCUCAUGCUGCUGCCAGGUCCAGAGUGUGUCAUGGGUCCCUGUACGGCCUCCCAUUGCUGCUGUCUCCAUCGCCACACUCUGCCAUGUGCCACUUUCAGGUCUCCUCACACUGCUGGUGGGUUCCAUUUUUUAGUAGGGUGCUGUAUGGCCUCCCAUUGCUGCUGCCUCCACCGCCACACUGUGGCUCCACACUCUGGUUUUGGCCCCGUGACUGCCCAAAUGAGUGAAGUGUGCGGUGAUUCUAAGAUCGACGGCACUCAUCUGCAUGUCAUACUGACUGACAGUAUUAUUUCUCUUCCCCAGCAGACUCCAAGGGCAUUUAAAUUAAAGGUACAGUGUUCUGCACUAAUAUAA